Molecule: messenger RNA, 1188 nt
Organism: Orbilia oligospora ATCC 24927
Lineage: Eukaryota; Fungi; Ascomycota; Orbiliomycetes; Orbiliales; Orbiliaceae
Exons: 1
Coding region: 1-1188 (395 amino acids)
Source: RefSeq, a predicted model, not a curated record
AUGAUCUUCCAAAAACUUGUCUCCGCGAGCUCUCUGCUCUUGCUUGCCAGCCAAUUGGCACCCAUCUCCGCGAACCCUGUUCCAGAGUCCGAAGCAGCUCGCAGGGCUUUCUACGAUAGCUCUAGUCUUAAAGCGCUCGAAGAUCACUUCGAGUUUGCCAGGUCUCAGCCACCCGGCCAGCAUGGCGAAUCUGCUGAGGUAGAAACCUUUCAGAGAAGAGAUUUGAUCCCUGCUUCUACAACUAAGAGGGAUAUCUCCUGGAACCCAAGCCGCCUUUGGGGUAGUGGUUUCGCCGGCGGGUGGGGCAACCAGUCCUACUACCACGAAACCGAAUGCGAGUACACCUCAAGGCAAAGGUACUGGUAUGGUUUCUUGACCAGAGCCAUUACCUACCCCGACGAGUCCAUUCCCGGUCGUCAGAGAUCAUACUGGACCAAUAUGACUUGGUGGUGGAUUAACAAUGUUCUCCCAGCCGGUAAAUUCGAAUGCAACUUGUACGGCGCUCCAAAAUACAACCCAGGCACUCAGUGUGUCGACAAGAUCUGGAACCCAACUGCCGCUACCUGGGUUGCUCGCAGCAGCUCCAACGCCAACUCCUACUGGACUACAAAUAACGCUACAUACAAGAACCACAAAGUUCGAACUAUUUAUGAUUGCUUGUUGAAUCGCACUGCCAUCGAAUACGGUGACAACGUUGCUGCUUUUGGCUUCAAGCCGGUUCAGUACAAACUCGACGGCAUCAAAUACUACAGGUUCUACGACAACAACAACUUCGCCUGGUUUGCUGCCUGCCCAAGCACUUGGCCAGGAGCUUGGAAACGCCAUAUCGAAGAUGUUCAGAAGCGCGGACUUCUUGAGAAGCGCUGCUGGGACUGCAAGGGUAUCAACCCUGUCUGGGAUUUCUUCCCUCCACAAGCCCGCAACCCACUUGCGGACACCACCGAUAUCCAUGACUACGCUGAUAACAUCCACUUCCCUGAGGAAUUCAACGAGUACCGCCGUAUGCUUGUUACCUACUGGCCACCUACCGCUAGCAGGACUCUCGUUGUUGAUGGCCAUACUUGUGUUCAGGCCGCCGUUAGCAGACCUGGUCUCCGUCAUUGGACCGUCAGAUUUUUCGACGAGGCCCAAAAUGGCUAUGUCCAAGAAAAGGAUGAGUACGAGCCACAGGAGUCCGACUAUUUGUAA